AUGGAUAAAUGGCUCAAACAACAACCAUUAAAACGAAAGUCAUCCUCUAGCAUCGCAACUGAGCCGAUGCUCAGCGCAGAUGUCAGUGCAGAUUCAGACUCGGAUGAUGACAAUCAAAAACUGCGGAAGAUUAGGCGAUAUGAUGAGAAGUAUUUGUCUCUUGGAUUUUCGUGUAAACUCAGUGCUGAUAAAACAUUGUUUAAAACAUCUGUGUUUUCCAUGAGCAGCCUCAAAAAAUGUAGCAGAAGUAAUGUGAUUGACUACCUACGGAGUACGUUAUCAUCGUUGCUGGAGCAAUAUUUCAGUUAUGAAUCAUUUUUAGUGCUUCUGUUUGGCGAUCGCAAUAAGAAAAUUGCGUUCAUCAGUACAUUUACAAGAUUAUGCUUGUGUUUGCCAUGCCAUGUCAACUUCGGUCGUCAAAUGAAAGUGUCUAAAAUCAACGAGUUGUUGGACAUAAACAAAACAAUUUUAAGCCGAUUAGCAGGUACGGCUCCGGGCACAAGUUUAAAUAAGUUGCUCAGCAUAACUAAAAAAUUGAAGCUAAAAAUCGAACAAGCCAAAAAAGUUAUCGGCAAGCAAACCACAUGCUCUUCCAGCAUGAAGCCGAUGAAAAUUGAGCCACGUAAGAAAAUGGUUUACGUGGGCAAACUCGAUCAGUGUACACCGGAAGAUGUCAUCUGCCAUUUGAAGUCUAUUAACGUGACUGUCAUAUCAUGUAAGCCGUUAAUCAAAUCUGUCUUCAACAAAAAAAAUAACAGUAUUAACUCAGAUACUCAAGAUUUAGCUACGACAAAAACCAGUGCAGCAUUUAUAAUUUUAUUUUAUGAAUCUGACUUUGACAAAAUCCUUAUCAAAUUUAUUUCACUGGGCAACCCUAAAUCAGAUUUCGAUCAACUUCAAAAAAACAAAUUUCAUGAUAUUUCCGAACAAAAAAACCUGCCGUAUGGAUGA
This is a messenger RNA of Helobdella robusta, 951 nucleotides long. RefSeq lists its product as hypothetical. The record is from RefSeq and is a predicted model, not a curated record. NCBI's taxonomy places the organism in Eukaryota, Metazoa, Annelida, Clitellata, Rhynchobdellida, Glossiphoniidae. Bases 1 to 951 code for a protein of 316 amino acids. The transcript has 6 exons.